AUAGCAUCUCCUCUCGUCUUCUCUCAUCUCAUGGCUGCUCCCGCUCUCAAGUUCGCCGCCGUCGUGCUGCUGGCCGCCCUCUGCGCCGCCGCGCUGGCCCCGGCCACAUCGGGGCAGCCGACUGAUGAUGGGCUAGCGACUUGCAUCGACCGCUGCGGGUGUGUGCCCUGCCCGGAAGGGAAGUUCUGCCCCGCCGUGUGCACGACCCCGCCGGCCUGCAAGGCCACAUGCGAGUGCACCUAUUCCGGCGUGGGCUGCUAGGCCCGGCUGCGAACUGGCGACACCGCAUGCGCCCGCCGCCGCGGCGUCCCUCAGGAAGCCUGCGAGCGCAUGAUGCUGAAGCCCACACUGUAUUGUAAGCCCUGUAUGUCUGCAUGUAUUGUGCGUGCGUGUGCUAUGAUGUGGUAAUAAAAUGUGAACGGAUCGAUCCUUGAGACAAAAAUAAAUAAAUAGAAAUGUUAUCUUUGUUCCAGUA
Triticum aestivum (bread wheat) is the source of this 475-nucleotide messenger RNA. RefSeq lists its product as uncharacterized. The coding region runs from base 31 to 261 and encodes 76 amino acids. The transcript has a single exon. Lineage: Eukaryota; Viridiplantae; Streptophyta; Magnoliopsida; Poales; Poaceae. The record is from RefSeq and is a predicted model, not a curated record.